GGCGGCGGCUGGCCGGCUGCCCCCGGAGGGCCGCCCCCGCCCCGCCGCCGGGAUUUACCCGCCGCCGGGGCCGCCCCCGCCGCAAUCCCUCCGUACGGCGGCGGCGGCGGCGGCCCGUUCCCGGAGGCGCUUCCUUCCUGCGGCGGGCGGCGGGGAGGGCCGCGGCGUCUAUAAAUCGGGCGGGAGGGCGGCGGCGGGAUGCCAGAGAUUUGCGGCGCCGGCCGGCCCCUCCGCCGCCCGCCAUGCGGCGGCUCCUGCUGCCGCUGCUGCUGGGGCUGGGCAUCGCCGGGGAGCCGGAGCCCGCAGCCCCCUCGGGAGCCCAGUGCUUGGAGCACGACUGCUUCGGGAUCUUCUGGGCGGCGAGAUCCUUCGAGGAGGCGAGCGCGGUGUGCCGGCGGGGCGGCGGGCACCUCAUGACCGUCCGAUCCACCGUCGGGGAAGACGCCAUCGCCGUCCUGCUGCAGAACCGCAGCGGGUGGCUGUGGCUGGGGCUGCGGCUCCGCCUGCCCUGCACCCAGCCGGCCCAGCGCCUCCGCGGCUUCCAGUGGGUCACCGGCGACGGCCACACCGAUUACUCCAACUGGGCGUCGUCGAGGCAGCAGUGCGGGGAGAUCUGCGUGGCCGUGUCGCGGGAGCUGCGCUGGGAGGAGCGGCUCUGCAAAGCGCCGGCCGACGGCUUCUUCUGCGAGUACAACUACGAGGGCAGCUGCCCGCGGCUCUCCGCCGACGAGGGGCUGCUCGUCACCUACGCCACCCCCUUCGGGGCCCGCGGUGGGGACUUUCUGGUGUUGCCGCCCCGCAGCACCGCCGUCGUCCCGUCGAUGGGGCUGGAGUUGCGCUGCGAUGAGGAAAACGGGGGGCUGCGCUGGCGUCGCGCCGCCCCGGGAGCCUGGCCCUGCCGCCUGGCUAACGGGGGAUGCGAGGGGGACUGCCGAGAAGAAGGCGGCGAGCCACGCUGCUCCUGCCCCGACGGUAAGCUGCUGGAUGCCGACGGCCGCAGCUGCAGGUCGCCCUGCGCCGGUGCGCCCUGCCAGCAUCACUGCAUCGUCACCGGUACCACCUUCUUCUGCAUGUGCGAGUUGGGCUACCGGCUGGCCGCUGACGGCAGCAGCUGCGAGGACAACGACGACUGCGCCUUGGUGCCGGCGCUGUGCGAACAGAUCUGCGUCAACACCGAGGGCGGCUUCGAGUGCCGAUGCCACCACGGCUACGAGAUGGUAGAGGGGCAUUGCCGGCCCGUCUCCCGCUGCUACGAGGCGCCCUGCGAGCAGCAGUGCGAGGACGUGCCCGGUGGGUACCGUUGCAGCUGCUUCCCCGGCUACACCAUCGACUCGCAGGUGCCCAGCCGCUGCGUGCUGCACUGCAACCGCAGCCAGUGCCCGGCCCAGUGCGACCCCCACAGCCAGUCCUGCGAGUGCCCCGAGGGCUUCUUGCUGGAUGACGAAGGUGGCGAAGGCAGGAAGGUCUGCGUGGACAUUGAUGAGUGCGAGAUGAACUAUUGUGAACACAACUGCACCAACCACCCUGGCAGCUACGAGUGCCACUGCCACGAUGGCUACCAGCUCCUCAAACAGAACCACUGCACCAAAAUCCUUGAGGAGGACGGGGAUGGAGAAUACUCGGGGGAUUUCAGGCCUGGACCCCAGACACCCAUCCCCAGCCGGACCCCACCGAAGGCAGAGCACCUCCACCCCGGCGUGCUGGUGGGCAUUGCCAUGGGCGUCCUCUCUGUGGCCCUGGCCCUGCUGGCCCUGGGGUAUCACCUGGCAAAGAAGCGCUGCAGAACCCCCACCACCAUGGAUUACAAGUGCAGCGGCCCCCACGAAAAGGAGAUGGGACUUCAGCCGGUCGCCUCGGGGUGUGCCACCUCUGGCCAGAAACUGUAGGGAGACCGGGCAGGACAGAGAGAGGGAGGUGGAUGGACCUAGGUAACAUUUACUCCCCCCCCCCCCAGUCCUCCCCAAUUUUUUAAUGAUAAAGAGAAUUUGGGAAAAGCUGUGAUCACCCCCACAUCCAAAAAUACUCACUGCUUUCCAGCCGGCUCUUGCGAUACUCGCGCCAGUGAGCGGGGAAGGUGGAAGGCAUGGAGCACCGCACCGUUUCUGCUCCCUUCGCAGGCAGCGGCGGGCGCUCGCCUUUCCUCUUCCCCAGCCAGCAGCUGGGGGGGCUUCAAGGAAAACCUGUAUUUGUGUCUCCAUCUGGAACUGACGGUUUAAAUCCACAUCGAUGCGGGGCGAGAGCACACGUGCCGCGGCCGGCUGAGUCGACACGGACCGUGGAAGGUCGUCUGACCCCAGUUUCCCCUCUCCUCAGCCAGGAAGCGUGCCGCUGGGCUGGACGUGAUGGUUCUCCCAGGGUGAUGAGGAGCUGGGGUGCUCCUGCCUUUAUCUGGGUUCGGUUUAGUUUUUUUUAAACUGGUGGGUGAUGGAAGAAGGAGCGAAGAUCUUGUGGUCAGCACUUUGCCUUGCUUCUCUGCCCCCCUCUGCCUCAUCGGCAGAAAUCUCAGUUUUUGUUCCCCCCCCAUCUUUUGCCUCUUACCGCUGGCAGCUGAGCACUUUUCACCCUAAAUCACUAGCAACAGUGGGGACCCUGCUGGGCUUCACCGUGUGAGGGCUGAAAUGCCUGAUUUCUAUUCCCUCUUACUGUUUUGGGGCUUUUUUUUCGGGGGUGCAGAGGUUAAAUGGGGAUACUGAGACUGGCAGGGUAAUUUUUCCUGUGGUUAGAAAGGUUGUUUGCAGCACCAGGGAGCCUCGUGCUCCCCACCCAGUUUAUUCAGUGACUUUCUGUUGCUGCUGGGUUGAACUCUUUGGGUUUUUUUGUUUUGUUUUUUUUUUUUUUUUUUACCAACCUUAAACCGAACCCUCCUGUCCACAGGGUUUUUUUCCAGUUUUUCCUUUAGUCUUGCCCAGAUCCCGGCCGAGAGCUGAAUCUAAUCCAUGUUGAAGCUCACGGCAAAACUUUCCUGGGGGUCAGGAUCCAGCCCGCUGCUUGCUUCCCAGCCAUCGGCUUGUUGGGGGGGAGAUCUGGGAAACUGUUUUAUGCAUUUUUCCAGCUCCAUCGUUCAGCGGGGAGACAAGGGGCAGCUCUGCAAAGCCAGCGUGCUGCCAGGGCUGGGGGCGGGGGUCCUGCUCCGGCAGCUGCAGUGGGGUGAAGCCGGCGGCUGUUGGUGCAGCCACGGGGCGAGCGGCGGAGCGGGUGCUGACAGCUUUAUGCCCGUGAAAUAUCAGCCUGCAGCAGCGCUUAGCCUUCCCGCAGGAAGUUUUGCAAGCCUGGGGUUAGAGCUCGGGAGGGCUGGAGGCUGCAGAGGGGCUGCAGAGCUCCGGGGGGUUGGGUCCCCCCGCAUCCCCCCUUAUGUGAUAAGCGAGCUUGCCUUCACGCAGCGUUUCCCCCUCCUGAUAUGAUAGAGCUAUGUUGCAGCCUCCAAGGAAAAGGAAAAUAUAUGCGUUGUAUGAACUGUAGCUUUCCUACUGUAAAUGGUUCAACCCACUGUUUUAUACACCCGGCACAUUUGUAAAUACUUAUUUAUUUAUUGGAAAUAUACCCUACGCAAUGCACAAUCACAUGGUGAUUUUGUGUGUAGACCAAUAAAGCUUUUACAGUCUGGUUUAUAGAAA
This is a messenger RNA of Phalacrocorax carbo (great cormorant), 3614 nucleotides long. The record is from RefSeq and is a predicted model, not a curated record. NCBI's taxonomy places the organism in Eukaryota, Metazoa, Chordata, Aves, Suliformes, Phalacrocoracidae.